Molecule: messenger RNA, 6198 nt
Organism: Styela clava
Lineage: Eukaryota; Metazoa; Chordata; Ascidiacea; Stolidobranchia; Styelidae
Source: RefSeq, a predicted model, not a curated record
AAAUCAAACAUACUAAAUAUGGAGAAGUUUAAAUUUGCCGAACAGUGGAAACACUACAAUCCAUUAGACAAAAGAAGUCAAGAUAUCAAUUUUGAAAAGAGUAAUAAAUACCCAUAUUGUAAACCAGAAAAGGAUACAACAAUUGAUACCUUACUUCAACCCAAAAUCUCAAGCGUUGGAGUGAUUCCUAUCAGGAAAACAUCACAAGUUAACGAAAUGGGUGUUAUGGUGAUAGGAAAGUCGAAUUUGGGCAUCGACAAGGACAAAGAUAAAGAAAUUACAAAAGAUAACGAAGACCCGGAUGAACAACAAAUAGAAUUUGUUAAUAAAGUGAAAAAAUCGAAAUUGAAACCUGAGAAAAUGCCUGCUAUUGUAUCCAGUACUGGUACUACUGGAAAAAUUAGUUUUUCAGAAAGAAGAAAACCAAAAGCGACUCCAAUGACAAAGUUGAAAGGUCAUGUUUUUACAAAACCCUCACUCAUCCCUGCUCCACCAAACAGCAGAACGAGCAAAAGAACGUCGAGCAGACAUUCAUCUCGUAUGGAUGCUAUAUCUGCAAACUCACAAGUAUCAGGCAAGCAGUUGGAAGCACCACCAAGUUCCCCCUCUGACAAACAACAAGGAGAAGUUGAGUUUGCUACAACUGAGGAAGUAAGAGAUGUUGGAUCAGCAAGGUCGGUUGAUGACAUCAUCAAAUCGCUUCGAACAUCUCGGGAAGGAACAGAAGUUAAAUCUUCUUCUGACUUAAGAAUUGAUGAAUUAUUGAAGCAAGUUUUGGGUCAUUCAGAAGAGUGGACUAACAAGGAAGAACAAAUGAAAUCAGUUGAAGAAGAAAAUGUUCAAGUUCCUGUUUUGCCAACAAAAAAAGAUCGCAAACGAUUAUCGACGUCUGAUGCAGAAGAAGAUAUUGAUGUAUCAGAUACUGUUUCUACGCUUGCAAGUCAAAUAUCUGCUCCCGCGGGUAUCCCUGAUGUUGCUGCAAUAUUACUGAGAAAAUCAUCAGAAACUGCACAAAGAUGGAAGCAAGAUUCAGAUUACAGUGGAUUUUCGACUCCAGUACUUGGUGGUGGAGAUGCUGAUGAUUAUGUUGAUGCAGCUCAAGCAUUUCGUGAUUUAAACAGAUCGCUGGAUGUAACAAAUGAAGAUAUCAUUUGUGUUGAAGGGAAACCUGCACCACUCGUUAAAUAUCAAACUACCAGUGAUGAUGAAGGUUAUUAUGGCAGUGGAACAUCAUCUGGAUCAGCUACUGAACGAUUUCAUCCUGCUGAUUUAUCUUCAACAAUUACAACCGGCGGUCGAAUCCAUCAUUUGUGUUUGUUGGCAGCAAACUCUUCUUCACAAUUUGGCGUAUCUCCUUCAGAUGCUGCUAUUUCACAACUAACACACGCUGUUGCACAAAGACGAAAUGCUUUAGAAACUAAUCGCCAGUUUACAAAUAAAACAAAGGAAAAUGCCACUGAUUUUCCACCUGCACCUCCUCCGUCACAAGCACACACAAUGUCUGGUGCAGAUGACACAAGUGCUGCUAGUCAAUAUGGUCUGAAUCAAGAAAUUCCCUCCGUUCUGCAAGAAGUAGAAGAAUAUAAUAAACAAGUAAUGCAACAAGCAUCGGAAGAAACAGCAUUAUCCCGUCAUCAGAUUCCAUCUGAACAAGAAGAAAUUAAACUUGAUACAAGCAAAAUUGAUCCUUUAGAUAUGAAUGCCUGGAGACAACUCGCUGACAAUGUGUUGGAAAACAAAAAUAUGACACAACAGGGAGAAACUUGUUUUGGGAGGGAAUCAAACAUAUGGAGAUUGAUAUGGGAUCCUGCUCCACCUAAGAUGUUAUUACCUCCAGUUGCAAUUAAAGCUGCAUUAUUUCCCCAAUACCAUGGAUCACAAAUAGCAUCUGGAUCUGUGGAUGGUGUAAAAACGGAACUCGACAUGGAAGAUAGUGAAUCAGAAACAGAAGCAGAUUCUGAGGAAAAGAAACAUGAGUUUAACUUACUUUAUUUGAAUAGAAGACAUAAAUCGGAAGACGAUCUUUCAGAAAUUUCAAAAAGAAAAUCAUCUAUAUAUAUUGAGGAAUCUGUCAAUCUUGGAAGAUCAAAUUCCAUUCCGGAUAUUUCAGAAGCUGAAACGACCGAAGAACCAAUUGUGAAGAUGAAUUCUGAUUAUUCCACUGCGAUGGAAGAACUCAGACAACAAAGAAUGCAAGCAAUGGAAAAAGAACGAGAAACAAUGCUCAUGUCUGCAACUAUGCCUGAUUCAAGUGCUAUGCCGACACAUGAUAUUGCGCAACAAUUAUCAGUUGGACAAGUACAAGAUAUAAAGGCUACAAAAUCAACCAAGUUUAUGAUGGAACCUCUUCCACCGGAACAAAGAUUGAGUUUAGCUGAAUUAUCAAGACAAGGUGGACAAGAUUAUAUUCCAUACAGAAGAAAAAGCAGAAAGAAGAGUAUCAAGAAAAAUUUUCCACUCGUUCAAGAAAUUCGUAGAAUCCUGGCAUCCUAUAUUCCCGUCCCAUUGAAACGAUCCAGAUCGCUCAAUACGAUUGAUCCAAUUCAACUUCCAAAAGCUGAAGAAAGACCACUAACAAGACGCAGUACGCAUCGCACUAAUUUACACAGUCACCUGAGCCGAAGUCUUCCAAGGGAUCUUAAUUUCCAAGAAUUUAUUGACCUGCAUGAUAAUGUUAGACCAGAUGACACUAGAGAAUGGGUCAGAGGAAUUUGGAAUGAAUGGUUUGAUGAGGUAAUUCCUCCAUCAGUUGCUGAUGAUGAUGAUUCUUGGUCAACAUCUUCAUCUGAACCAGAGGAAUCAGAAACAAUUGAAGAUCAGAAGCAAUCUGCAGCAAUCGCCCAUCCAGGAUCAGGAUCGUCAUCUGCUGAAAAAUCCAAACUUCCAACUAAAAUACCAGAUGUCUUGCAACCUGUUGUUAUUCACACUGCUACAGAUGACUAUCAGUUCGCAGAUGAAGAAACAACAGUCGAUGUGAUGGAGAAAGAGGUAGAGAGGAUAUCAAUAAAAAUACAAACGUUACUAGAAACUGAAACUUCUACAAAAGCAAUUUUGCUGUCAAAAAGAGGAGCAAUGUAUAGAAAACUAGGACAAAUUAAAUUAGCUACUGAAGACUUGAACGAAGCAUUGUCAUUAGAACCAAGAUUAUCUGCUGCAUAUUGGCAUCGUCAUCUUAUUAAGUUACUCGAAAACAAAUCUCAUGAAGCAUUGGAUGAUUUGAAUAUUUUACUAAAAUUAAACAAGCAACAUGUCCAUGCUUAUAGAUCGAGGGCAGAUAUAUUUGCUUCUCUUGGUGAUUUUACGAUGGCGAUAGUAAAUUAUACUCAAGCCGUCAAACUCAGUCCUAAUGAUGAGGAAGCAUAUUUUCAACGUGCCCAAUUGUAUGAAAAGAAAGGGGAUAUGUUGUUAGCACUAGAAGACUAUGGAUCUGUUGUACGAAUUAAUCCUUCCCGUACUGAUGCUUUGUUGAAACGUGGACGAUUCCAUUUCUCACACGGAAACUGGCACAGUACUAUUGCUGAUUUUACUCUGAUGAUCCAAAGGGAACCUAACAAUGCAUUAGCCAGGACUUACAGAGGAAGGGCGUAUGCUUCUAUGAAACAAUAUGAGAGUGCUUUGGCUGAUCUAUCGGCUUCCAUUCAUCUUGACCCACUCAUGGAGAGCUUUUAUCAUAGAGCAUGUUUAUUACGAACUCUAGCUCCAGAGAAAUCUCUCCAAGACUUCAGCUGCUCUUUACUUAUAAAUGACACGUUUGAUAAUGCAAUGGCACUUCUACACCGUGGUAUUCUCUACACUGAGUUGAAGCGUUAUCCUGAAGCAGUUGUUGAUUUUGAAGAAGCUCUUCGACUUGAUCACGGAUUAGCUUGUGCCCAUGUUAACAUAGGUCUUGUGCAUCAUCAGAUUACAAGAAAUUAUUUGGAAGCGAUCAGACAUUUUACUAAUGCGAUCAAUGUUGACCCUACAUAUACAAGGGCAUACAUGUGUCGAGCAGAUUCAUAUGAACAAGUAAAUGAAUAUAAACGAGCUUUGCAUGAUGUUACAAGAGCUAUUGUACAAAGACCAGAUGACAGACAUUUGUAUUUAAGACGUGGACAAUUACUGUUACAGCUUGGUGAACUGAAAUUGGCAGGAUUCUGUGUACGUCACAUCGCAACUUUAGGAGAAGGAAUUGUUUCAACUUCAGCUACUCAACAGGCCGUUGUUCAGUCUUUCUUGAAAAAUCACGAUAUAGCAGUGAAUAGCUUGACUGCGGCAUGUAAAGUGAAACCUGUUCCUCAUAUGUAUGUUCUCCUCGGCAAAACUUUGAUGAAAGCCAAGAAAUUCAAGGAUGCCAUUUUCAAUUUCAAGAAUGCUCUUGAUCUUCUUGGGUCAUAUUCAUUCUCUUCAAUGACAUCACAAUCAGAAUUUAGUCAGAACCAAUCAAGUCCUGAGGAAUCUUCUGAAAUACAUUUUCUACUCGGUCAAUGUUACACUCAACUUGAGCAGCACUCAAGGGCAUUGAGUUCAUAUAAUAAUGCACUGAAGGCAAACUCGAGUCAUGCUCUUGCUUUUUAUCAUCGUGGUUUAUGUCGUCUGAAGAUGGAUCAUUCUAAAGGUGUACAAGAUUUAAACAGGGCACUUGCACUUGAUCCAACCUUGUUUGAAGCUUAUCUCAGUAGAGCUGCAUUCUAUGGAACAAAAGGAAGAUAUAGCAAAGCAAUCUUAAAUUGCAAUGAAGCUUUACGUCUGCGUCCGACCAGUGUUCGAGCAUAUUUAUACAGAGGAGCUUUGAAAUUUCACAUCAAAUCCUAUCAAUUGGCUGUACAAGAUUUAACUUGUGCUAUUAAAUUGGAACGUACCUGUUCCCUUGCUUAUUUCAAUCGGGCCACAUGUUUUCAAAGAAUGAAGAAGUAUCGUGAGGCACUCAAGGAUUAUAGCAUUGUGUUAAUGCUAGAUGAAUCAAAUCCGGAGGUGAUUGAAGAUGAUAAAAAUAAAAAGAAGACAAAACAAAUUGUGGUUCCUUUGAAACUGAGAGUUUGUGUCAACAGGGGCUUGCUUUAUUUGAAAGAUCUUGACGAUGCCCACAAUGCAGCAUUAGAUUUUGAAUUAGUUACAGAAAUGCAACCCAAAAAUAUUAAAGUUCUGCACACUAUGGCACUAUGUUAUCACAAGUUGAAGUUGUUGGACAAAGCAAUUGAAUCUUAUACCAGAUGUUUGUCAGUUGAUCCAUAUUUCUUGGCUGGAUAUAUUGGGCGUGGUGAUGCGUACGCUGAUGCUAAAGAUGUCGUUUCAUCGAGAUAUGAUUAUCAACGAGCAUUGAAAUUAAAUCCUACUUGUGUUUCAGCUCGAAUUAACUUAGGAUACAGCUUGCAGUCCAUCGGUAAACUGCACCAAGCAUGGCUUCAGUUUUCUCGGGCAAUAGAGCUUGAUGAGAAAUCACAACAAGCGUUAGAAGGCCGAGCUGUCACUUGUUUACGAGCCGGAAACAUUGAUGCAGCUUUCCAAGAUAUCACUGCCGCAUUCAGGGCAGGAAAUCCAACAGCUAGGUUACAUGCAGCUCGGGGAGUAAUCCAUCAGUAUAUGGGUGAUGUCAAGAGUGCCAUGUCUGAUUACCAGCGAGCGGUUAAAUUAGAUGGAUCCUAUUCUGUUGCAUUUUUCAAUGCAGCUGCUCUGUAUCUACGAGAUCGCAGGUUCAGAGAAGCAUUAGCUUAUCUAGAUAAAGCGGUCCAGAUAACUCCUGAAGAUGAUGCAGCAUUAACGAAUCGUGGUAUUGCUCGUGUUCUAUUGAAUGAUACUGAGCGAGCACUCGAUGAUUUCAAUGAUGCAAUUAAAUACAACAAUACAAAUGCUCAUACCUUCUACAACCGGGGAAAUUUAUUGAACAUGUUGAAGAGAUACAAAGAAGCAGAAAUGGAUUACACAACAGCCUUCACUGUUGAUCCGAGUGACUAUGGAGCACUAAAGAAGAGAGCUGAUGUCAGAGGAAAGCUGGGCAAAAGAGAACAAGCCAUAGGAGAUUAUAGAGAGGCACUCGAGCUUUAUGAAAGGAAAAAGUUUCUUGCAGGCGCAGCUUAGAUUCUAAAACUAAACAACAAAAUUUUAAGAUAGUAUUAUUCAUUGUAAUUUUUACAGUGUGUCGUUUGAAAUGCUUGACAAAAAAAAAAGAUAUAUUUCUUAUACUCUUCUGACCAGCAAAUAUAAUACUGUGAAUAUACACUG